AUGCCGUCCACUUCGGCACUCAACCCCGCUCCCUCGCUCGCCGACCUCCAACGCGGCGGCGCACAACCACCCCCUCUACCACCCUCCACAACACCUCAACACCCAGCAUUCGGUCAAUCUCUCCGUCGUCGUCGUCGAUCCUCCCACUCAUCUCAUGACUCGCACGACUCGCAUGGAUCGCACGAAUCGCACUCUUCGCACUCAUCCUAUGCAGCUCGGCAUCCGGACCGGGUUCCGCAGAAAGCCGCCUCGCCCAACAAGGCAUUCCUCAGCGUGCUUGGGUUGCUCGGCUUGAUACUGGCGUACACGCUCAUCGGCGCGUGGCUGUUCAUCAAGGGGUUCCUGCUGACGAGGCACGAGCUGGACGGGUGGAACGAGUGCGCGAAGCCAGCAGAGGCGGGAUGGACGCUGCCGAGGCCUCCGGAGCGGCUCGAUGAUGAGGCGGUGUUGAGCUGGGCGGAUACGGUGUUGGAUGCGGAGAAGGGGGAGGGGGAAUGCAGGAUGGUGGCGGGGAAGAGGAAGGCGGUGGUGUUGGUGAUCGAUGCGCUGCGGUACGACUUUAUCGCCCCGACGCCCAUGGAAGGGGGAAGCGUUUGGGAGCCGAAUCCGUACUAUCACAACAUUCUAACGCUCCCAGCAGAGUUGACUGCGAAACACGGCAUCCCAGCGUUCGCCGACAGACCAGGCCCAACCUCGUUCCUGGCUCAUUUCGCCGCAGAUCCACCCACCACGACCCUGCAACGCCUCAAGGGGCUCACCACAGGCACGCUGCCGACGUUCGUCGAAGCAGGUGCCAACUUUGGCUCCGCCGGCACCGGUGUUGGUCAGGUCAACGAAGACAACUGGAUCUCCCAAUUCAGGCGAUCCAUUCUCAACUCUUCUUCUGUCAGCUCCAGCGCUGCCGGACUGGUGUUCGCAGGCGACGACACGUGGAGCACCGUCUUCCCGAACCUUUUCGACGCCGACAAGACGUGGAGCUACGACUCGUUCAACGUCGAAGACCUCGACACGGUGGAUCGCGGUGUCGAGGCCAAGCUAAUGCCUUUUCUCCAGCAGAAUCAUCCGGAGCGCGUGGCAGGGGUGCACGAUUCGUGGCGUCUGCUCGUGGGGCACACGUUGGGGGUGGAUCAUGUUGGGCAUCGAUACGGUGCGGGACAUCCGAAGAUGAAGGUCAAGCUGGAGGAGAUGCAGGAUUUGCUGAGGAAUGUUACAGAAGCGGUGGAUGAGGAGACGUUGGUGGUGGUUAUGGGCGAUCACGGGAUGGACGAGAGGGGGGACCACGGCGGGGAUGCAGAGCUGGAAGUAGGAGCGGGCAUCUGGAUCUACUCCAAAGGCGGAUUCGGUCACACCGGUCGCCGAAGGGAUCUGCGACAAGACCCAGCAGAGUACGUGUCGACACCAGAGGUCGAAUCCAUCCUACCGAGUCGCAUCCCAUUCAGCUCCCUCCCCUCUCCCCCUUACCCGAGCACCGGCCACCGCACCAUCCCGCAGAUCGACCUCGUCCCCACCAUCUCCGUCCUCCUCGGUCUACCCAUCCCGUACAAUAACCUCGGCAGCAUCAUCCCGGACCUCUUCGCCCACCCGGACACCCUGCUGAGAGCGUUGCGAAUCACCUCGAGACAGAUGCGCGAGUACCUGAGUGCGUACUCGCGGCGAUCGCCGGAUCUCGCCGCGUUCCAGCCGGAGUUCGAUCGACGUUGGUUGGAAGCGGUCAGGGCGGAUGCGGAUCUGGCGCGGCUGCUGUAUUCCAAAAGCGGCGCGGAAGAGGUAGAGGAGGCGUGGAGGGCGGCGGCGAGGGGAUACCAUGCGUUCAACAGGGUGAGCUUGGUGAGGGCGAGGGAGGUGUGGGCGCAGUUUGAUGCGGUGCGGAUCGUGGUAGGGUUGGUGGUGAUGGUGUUGGGGUUGGGUGUGGCGUGGGUGGUGCGGUGUGGUGCGAUGAGGGGGUUGGUGGGCGUGCUGCCUGCUGUUGCCGAAGAGGAAGAAGAUGGAGAAGGGCAGCAGGACGAGGUGGUGAGGAGGAGUAGGACGACGGAAGAGCUUUAUGCGGUGGUGUGGAGGUGCGUUGCUCGUUCGACGCUCGUCGGGGCGGGUGUGGGAGCGGCGGUGCAUGGAACAACGUUCUUGCCUCUCCCGCUGGUUCUGACGUCGAUCCUCAAACCGCUGACCCUCGUCGAUACUGUUCUGACAGGCGCAAGCGUGGCCUCCUCCCUCUCGCUAGUCCUCCGACACCUUCCAUCCACUCUCGCAUAUUCAGCCCAACGCCGCCUCCUCCGCCAUCUCGGGUGGUUCAUCGUCAUCAUCUCAUUCUUGCCUGUCCCGCUGGCCCUCACGGGUAUGAUCAGAUCGCCGACUCUCUCCGACGCCGUUCUGACAUGCGCAAGCGUCGUCUUUUCUAUCCCGCUACUCUUCCGAGCCCUUCCAUCCACCCCGCAACGACCUGCGUCUCAAGCCAACGACAACGACAACGCCAUCCCAUCCACCACUCGCCUCCUCAACUCCCUCGGCUGGGUUGUUGUGCUCAUCCACACCGCGCUGUUUGCCUCCAACUCGCUGCUGGUAUUCGAAGACCGAUUCGUGCUGCUCACGCUCGCCUCGCUCCUGCUCAUCCGCGGUCUUCUACUCGUCGGAUCCUCCCCCACCACUCGACUCAGACUCCGCCACAUCUUCCUCACGCUUCUCUCGCUCAUCCUCGUGCGUCUCGCCGCCAUUCCCCGCGUCUGCAGGGAAGAACAAGCCCCGCACUGCACAAACACGUUCUUCGCCUCCUCCUCUUCCACUGGAUCCGCUCUCAACUCGCCCUACAUCAUCGCUCUAGCGUACAUCAUCGCAUACCUGCUGCCGGAUGUUGUGGGUAGAGUGUUGGCGCAGAACAAGAGCUUUGUCGGGAUCGCACCGGGAUUCUUCCGGUGGGUGGUGAGGCCGACGCUGAUGAUCGGUGCGGGCCAGUGGGCGUUGGACUACGCGGUACCCUUGGACUCGGUGCAGGCUUCGGGUUGGGGUGGCACGUUGGAGUGGUUGAAGUACGGGAUGGUCAAGGUGGACUUGGUGUGGAUCGCGGUGGCGGUGGUGUUCUGGGUGUUUGCACCGCUGUGUUUGGAGAUCCGCAGGGAAACCACUCAAGCCGGGGAGGGAGGUGAGGAGGGGAAGCAGCAGCAGAAGGUGACGAUCUUGGGGUUCGCCAAUAGCUUCGGUAGCAGCUUGACGUUGAUGCUGGGAGUAGGGGUGAGUUUGAUCUGGUUGACGACGCAGCCUAGUGGACAGGUGGGGUUGGGGUUGGGCGUGGUGGUGGGGAUGGUGUGCGUCGAGAUGGGGGAUGCGGAGAGGGAUGUGGUUGUGUUGUUCCGUCAGAAGAAGGCUGCGGACGAGACCGCGCAGACGACACCCUCUUCGCCGAUCCACUUGAGCUCGACGGAGAUCGUUGCGUACACGCUCCUCUCCCAGCUGCUCUUCUUCUCGACGGGUCACCAAGCCACCUUCGCCUCGAUCCAAUGGCGCACCGCGUUCCUCACCUCCCCCACCCUAACCUACCCGCUCUCCCCUCUCCUCGUCCUACUCAACUCCUUCGGCACCACCCUCCUCCUCCCUUCGCUCCUCACCGCCCUCUCCGUCCUCUGGAACACCGCACCGCUCCCGCGCGGAAGCAACCGACGCAUGUCGACCCCACAGCAGCUGCUCUCCGCACUGGCGACACUGGCGCUGAUCAACGGCAUCGUGCUGGUGGGCACGGCAGGGUUGAGCGGCCUGGUGUUCAGGAGGCAUCUGAUGUUGUUCAAGGUGUGGACGCCGAGGGUGCUCGUGGCGGUGGUGAACGGGGUGGGUGGGCAGGUGGUGGCGGUGGCGGUGACGACGGCGGUCUGGCAGGUGGCGAAUAAGGUGGGCAGCGUGUUUGGGAGCGAAUUCGCAUAA
Messenger RNA from Pseudozyma hubeiensis SY62, 3906 nucleotides. Its product is annotated as phosphoethanolamine N-methyltransferase. The coding region runs from base 1 to 3906 and encodes 1301 amino acids. The record is from RefSeq and is a predicted model, not a curated record. The transcript has a single exon. Gene Ontology annotation, molecular function: mannose-ethanolamine phosphotransferase activity. NCBI's taxonomy places the organism in Eukaryota, Fungi, Basidiomycota, Ustilaginomycetes, Ustilaginales, Ustilaginaceae. Gene Ontology annotation, biological process: GPI anchor biosynthetic process. Gene Ontology annotation, cellular component: endoplasmic reticulum membrane.